Messenger RNA from Colletotrichum gloeosporioides, 2781 nucleotides. Its product is annotated as Dimethyl-sulfide monooxygenase. Gene Ontology annotation, biological process: transmembrane transport. The record is from RefSeq and is a predicted model, not a curated record. The coding region runs from base 1 to 2781 and encodes 926 amino acids. Gene Ontology annotation, molecular function: oxidoreductase activity, acting on paired donors, with incorporation or reduction of molecular oxygen; monooxygenase activity; transmembrane transporter activity. Lineage: Eukaryota; Fungi; Ascomycota; Sordariomycetes; Glomerellales; Glomerellaceae. The transcript has 14 exons.
AUGGCCGUAUCGGAAAAACGACGAAUCAUUCUCAAUGCGUUUGACAUGUUCACGCCCAGUCAUCUGUGCUUCGGCCAGUGGCGCAGACCCGACGACACGGCUUCUGACAAGUUUAGUGAUCUCAGCUACUGGACGAGUCUAGCACAAACACUUGAGCGAGGAGACAUCAACGCAUUGAUCCUUGCAGAUACGUACGGCCAGCAUGAUAUCUACAAAGGAAGCGCAGAGCCAACCAUUAGAACAUGCUGCCAGUACCCAAUGGGAGACCCAGCUGUGCCAGUGACUGCAAUGGCUGCAGUGACGAAGAACCUUGGGUUUAUCGUCACGACAAGCACAAGUUAUGAGGCUCCAUUCGUUAUCGCGAAGCGCUUCUCAACUCUAGAUCACCUUGCUAAAGGGCGAUUUGGAUGGAACAUCGUGACUUCGUUCAAAGAGUCGGCUGCAAAAGCAGUUGGUGUGUCAUACGUCGAGCAUGAUGAGCGGUACGCAGUUGCGGAUGAAUAUGUUGAGCUUCUUUACAAAAUAUGGGAGGGCUCUUGGUCAGAUGAAGCUCUGAGGAGAGACAAAUCGAACGAGAUUUAUGCAGAUCCUGAUGGUAUUCGUUGGGUCAAACAUCAUACUUCGAGGUUCAACGUGGAUGCGCCGCAUAUUUUGCACCCGUCCCCUCAGAGGACGCCAUUUCUUCUUCAGGCGGGGACAUCCUCCGCUGGAAUUGCAUUUGCUGCUAAGCAUGCUGAGGCUAUCAUGGUAUCAGGGCUCUCACCCCACAUCCUGGCACCACGUGUGGCUGCCAUCCGCGAGAAGGCAGCAGAGUUUGGCCGCGAUCCUCGUAGCGUGAAGAUAUUUGCAGUAGUUACCCCAAUCAUCGGCCGAACCAAUGAGGAGGCAACUGCCAAGUACGAAGAGGCAUUGAAAUACGCAAGCUUCGAGCCAGGUCUCGCAUUCUUCUCCGGCAAUGCCGGGAUAGACCUUUCCGAGUAUGAUCUUGAUGCGGAGAUCAAGCCCGAUGAUGCCAAGAUUGAUGGAAGAGUGCACUCGCUUGUCAAUAGUUUGAGGUACCGAGGUGACGAUAUUCCUACUUGGACACCUCGAAAUAUCGGAAAGGCGAUGGCUAUCGGUGGCAAUGGGCCGGUGCCUGUAGGGUCCGCAUCACGGGUAGCUGAUUUUCUGGAGGAAUGGGUGAAAGUGGCGGAUCUUGAUGGCUUUAACGUUGGAUACGUGACGAGCCCCGGGAGCUUUGAAGACGUCGUAGACCUGCUUGUCCCCGAACUCCGCCGAAGAGGUGUCUAUGCACCACUGGGCGAAAGCGGCACCACGUCAAACUUUAUCUUUCGCGUUACUAUUCACGAGAUGGAAUCAGAAACGGCUUCUAAAGGAGACAGUUUUCAACAGCCAGAGGUUUCACAUGUCACCAGCACGAAAUGGCAACGAGUUCAGGAAGUGAUUUGGGAUGGCCCUCGGUCGAAAGACGAGAAACGGCUUGUUCAAAGACUUGAUCUGUUUGUCUUGAGUUGGGCAACCUUCGGCUACUUUGUCAGACUACUCGAUUCAAGCAACAUAACCAAUGCCUACGUUAGUGGCAUGAAGGAAGAUUUGAAUUUCGAAGGCAACCAGUACAAUCUUCUACAGACGUUCUUCACCUGCGGCUACUUGGUGGGCCAGGUUCCGUCUCAGUUUCUUCUCACUCGCGUUCGACCCUCGAUAUAUCUUCCAAUGGCUGAGCUUCUGUGGACUAUUGUCACAUUUUGCUUCUCAUCUGUCCGAAGCGUUCGCCAAGUCUUUGCUUUGCGGUUUCUACUGGGCCUGCUAGAAAGUCCCUUUGCAGUGGGUGUUUUGACAAUCAUGGGCAGCUGGUAUACGCCCAGAGAACUUUCUAAACGCAUAUCGAUCUUUUACUCGGCUAGCUAUGCUGCCAGUAUGUUCAGUGGAUAUCUUCAAGCUGCUAUCUACAAAGGUCUUGACGGGGCAAGCGGCUUACCUGGUUGGCGUUGGCUGUUCAUAUUCUGCGGCUUCAUUUCCAUAUGGGCACCACUUUGGGGCUUCUUCGCCGUGCCGGACAGCCCGUUCAUCACGAAGGCUCGAUGGAUGCGGCAAGGGGAGCAAGAGAAGCAUAUACGCCGCAUGGAGGCGGUAGACCGGAGAAAGCCAGAACCACUGACCAAGUCGAGAGUCUGGCAGAUAUUUACUAAUUGGCCCCUCUAUGUCUUUAGCUUUACGUUGAUAUGUCAUUGUGUGGUAACGCAGCCACUCAACUACUUCUCCGUAUGGCUCAAAUCUUUAGACCGUUUCACAGUCUACCAGAUCAACCUUUUCCCUACAGCUGCGCAGGCCGUUGGGUUGGUCACCACAUUGCUUUAUGCAUGGCUUUCUGAUGGGUUAGAGAAACGAUGGCAAGUCCUGCUCAUACCCGCAAUCAUCAAUUUGAUCGGUAUGAUUAUGGUCGCUAUCGGGUCAACCUAUGCUCUGACAUUCGCUGGGUAUCUCAUCAACGCGGCUUCUUGGGGCUUUUGGCCGGUACUUUACGCAUGGGCCAUCGAGAUCAUGCAUAAGAACAUGGAGGAGCGAGCGGUAGUCAUUGGAAUCGCUCAGACCCUUGGUCAAGCUUUCAUCGCGUGGGUUCCAGUGGUUAUUCUCGAUGUUGGGAAAUAUGCUCCUUCGUUCCACAUGGGAUUCUCCAUCAUGUGCGGCGUAAGCGUCCUGGAGCUCUCAAGCAUCUUUCUGAUCAAGUACUUUGAAGAACGUGAGAAGGCUAAAGAGGAGAGGGAGUCAUUGAGCGUUUAA